Messenger RNA from Linepithema humile (Argentine ant), 2193 nucleotides. The record is from RefSeq and is a predicted model, not a curated record. NCBI's taxonomy places the organism in Eukaryota, Metazoa, Arthropoda, Insecta, Hymenoptera, Formicidae.
GUAAUUUUUACUACAUUGCAUGAUACACAGGUUGUGUUCUGAAAUUUACUGAUAGUACUUAAAAUCUGUAGCUUAUGUCACGUAUAUUGUAGAUUUUCAAUACCGGCAGUGAAUUUCGGAACGCAGCCACAAUCGACCCCAAGGAGUCCUCAUGUGAUAUUUACUAACACUGAAAUUGAGCGUUGAUGUAAAAAGUCACCUUGAUAUUUUUCGCACAUUUUUAAAUAAUAGGAAAUUAGUUGAACAAGGUUAAUAACGGAUAUGCUUGCUGUCAUUAAUGUGAAUUCCAAGCUCGUACUUUCGCUAAAUUAUCUAUGCAAUGGCUGCAAUAACGUACUUGUCCACUGAAGUGCUUAAUAUCAUCUUAUGCGAUGAGAGCAUCAGUUUUAAAGAUAUUAUGAGUUUAGCUCUCACAUGCAAGCAACUCUACAACUUAACCAAUAAUAAUAUGCUUUGGCGAAAGAAAUUUUAUCAGAGAUGGCCUUAUUUAAGAGAAGAAUAUGACAAACAACUAUGCAAAGAAAAUUUUCUAGAACAAGUAAAAGCAGGUAUAAAAUCUAAGAAACAAUUACGGCAUUACAUGUCGCUGAUGUCCAAGGAGCACUAUUACAAAGAUGAUUUAUUUGAUGUUGACUUAAAGGAUUUGCAUUCACUGUUUGAUCCAGAUAAAGGCGCAUAUUUUAUGAAUUAUUAUUUCUUUGUAAAUGAGUUGAUAAAGUUGUUUGCACAAUCUUCAACGGAAUCCGAUUUGACACAGAGAUAUUAUGCAAAGAAGCUUCUUUCAUACCUCCAGCAUUAUCGUUUAAGGAACAUGUGGCACAAAUUUAUAAAUUAUCCUGAGCAACAACAGAUUUUAGAAGAGGCAGCCACUAUUUUGGCACAGUGGUAUCAACCUCAAAAAUAUGUGUCUUACAUGGAUGUGAGAACGUCACUGGAUAAUAUUGCGCAGCAGGUAUUGGAGUAUCAUAAAAACAAAUAUCCUGCGCAUCCAAUAUUUUCAAUAUCACCCGAACAGUUUUCCUUUUGGAAAUACAAUAAUAUUGAUGACAAUCAUUGGAAUAGCACAGAAGGAAGACAGAUUAUAGAGAGCCUUUGUAAGGUUUUGUAUGAUAAAUUAGGUUUUCAUGGAAAUCUUGAGGAACCUUUGGAGUCUGAAUCAAAAUCCAUUCUAGAACAUGCUUUUAUAGAUUGCGUUUUAAAAAAUAAAAUUGGUACUGCAGUAACUCUGGCAACAAUAUAUCACAGUGUGGCGAGAAGACUUGGUGUACGCUGCGAUUUAAUGUCCUUUCCAACCCACUUCUUUUUGUGCUGGAGAGCGAAAUAUCAUACUACAAAUCUCAAAGAACAAAAAUGUUUUUAUAUUGAUGUUCUGCGCGAUGGAUCCAUGCUGAGUAGAAAUGAUUGUCCCAUAAUUAGUGGUGCUACAAAAUGUCCUAUAGCAUGGUUUGAUAAGUAUACGAAGAUAAGUCCUGUAGAGAUGAUGUCACGAAUGAGUAAUUAUUUGGAAACUAAAAACAAAAACGAUGAAGACAAAAUUACGCAACGGUCGUUUCUGGAAUUAACGUGUCUAAUAGAACCAGAUACGUCCGCAAUUAAUGACCUAGGUCGCAUAUAUGUACAGCAUCAGACGGAUUUGUCCAAUCUCAUAGUUAUGUUGGAAAAGAUUCAGGAUAAUUGUAAGUUUACUAACCCUGUGGAGGCAAGACGCGCUGAACAGUUGUUGAAUAAAUUUAGGAAUCAUGUAAAUCCAGUUAUGUUGGAAUGAUCAUAAUGUAUAAUACUGAAUAUUUUCUAAGGAGCGAAUAUAGUCAAAUGGAUAUAGGUGUGAUAAUUGGAUGGGACGAGAAAUAUGAGGUGCACAUGAAAUUGGAUUUCACAUGCAAGAUUUUACUAGAAGGAAGUUCCUGCUUUUUUUCUGAUCUUAGUCUAUUGAAACCAUUUUAUACAGUCCUCUGUGAAAAUGGUAAGAAGUAUCACGUCGCUGAAGAACGCCUAUGAACAGAGUGUUGGAUAUAUCUUUAUAAAUUAUAUUUUUAUAUUUUAUAUAUUGCGUAGCAUUAUAUUUUUUUGAUUUUAAAGGCUUUAACAAUUUGCACAAAAUCAGUACGGAUCGAUCACAGAGAUAUUGGUCGAUAUUUUUGUAAAUUGACAUUUAUUAUGUACCAUACCAAAUAGUAAAAAGUAUAAGCAAUA